This is a messenger RNA of Prunus armeniaca (apricot), 180 nucleotides long. NCBI's taxonomy places the organism in Eukaryota, Viridiplantae, Streptophyta, Magnoliopsida, Rosales, Rosaceae. The record is from the annotation of a GenBank genome assembly.
AUGAAAGAAUAUUUGUACAGAAAGAGCUUAGAAGGCAGAGAACGCCUUCUCUACGAGAACAAGCGCAAGAUUAGAGAACCUCUGCAAGAGGGAAAACCGAUUCCCACUGAGCUUCGGAAUGAAGAGGCUGAGCUUUGUCGAGAAAUCGAUCUCGAAGAUGAGAACACUGCUGGUAUAUGA